CUUAGCUAUGAUUUUAAAAUAAUAAACAGUUCUCCGAGUAAUAAGCAGUUAAUCGUGAGCAAUCCAUAAUAGAGAACAGUGUUAACGAACAUGGCUCAACAGCAACCAGAGGGUAUAGUGCAGUUUUACAAAGAAUCUGGAUUAGAUGCGAAGGGUAAUCAGUUAGUCACAUGUGGACGCUGCAGACAAAAAUCGGAGCCUGAUUUUAUCAUCGAUCGUGUUAGAAUGAAAUGUCAUAUAUACAAUGAGCAUGGAGAAUCAGAAAUAAUGGACGACCCAAAAUAUCAGUCCGUAGCAGCAAGAUUUAAUCUUCAUCGCCAAAAUGCAAACCAAAUUGACGUUGGGGAAUGUCUUGUUUCAAAUUGUAACACGAAAAUUAAAAGUAAAUUUGGUAAAGGAUUACCAUUUAAAAACCAUUCGAUAACGCAUCACACAGACGACAAAAAAACUGCUUUUUUUGCAAAAGCAGUAAAAAUAGAUUCUGGACGAAAAAUACUGAAUAAUUACAAAAUAAAAAACACCGAAUAUGCGAAAUGCUCAUUUUGUCGGACGCUGAUAUCCUUGGAAGGUUUGGAUUCGCAUCCUGCUGUGAUACUCGUGGCCUUAAACAGACACUUGAUACCACAUAUUGACGAUUAUUCGGACAUACUAGAAAAAAAAGUACAAGAUUUACAGUUCCUAGACGAAGCAUCCAUACAAAGUGAGCUAGAAAAAGAAGAAAAAAUGCAAUUAGAAAUAAACAAAGCAAAGCAAAAUGUUGAUAAAGAAGUUAAAAUGAAAGAGAUUGAAAGAAAAACAAAAACGGAAGCUGCUUCAGAAGAUCUUAAUACGCUACUGCAACAAUACAAUAUGAAAAUAACGAAAUGUAUUAAAAUAGGAAAAUAUAAACUACAUUGUAAUAUAGAUUCUAAUCACAGAUAUACAUAUGAUGCUAAUAAGUUAUAUUGCAUAAGAAACCAUUGGGAAAUUCAUCACGGGCCGAAAAAUAUGAUUUACAAUGAAAUAAAAAAUGAUGGAAAUGUAAUAUUUCGAAAUUACAAAAUAACGGAUGGAACAUUAGCAACCUGCUCUAAGUGUGAAUAUUCAGAAAAUAUGGAAAAAGACAAUAAAUUGUAUUUGGACGGUUUGAAAAUUAUAAGAGACCACUGGAUCCAAAACCAUGGUUCGACGUCAGGUAGGCCAAAGACAGAUGAAAAUCUACAAACUAAGAUACAAGAACUAAAGAUGAGAAGCUGCAACGCAGAUAUCACAUACAUCGGAGAGAUAUGAGAUUCAAGAAGUACACAUUGUUGAGCCUGAACAAGACAUUCCGAGUGAGAGUGUACCAGAGACACAAGAGACACCAGAGGCAGAGUCCAGCGAAAUACAAAGUACUGCGACGCAAAGUUCUGCAACUGUGGAAAAUAUGCCAAGACAAAGCAGUGACGAUGAAGAUAUACCAGUCUCCGGCGAAACGCAAAGUCCUUUGACUGUGGAACCACUAUCAAAACAAAUAAGAUUAAAUCCUG
Molecule: messenger RNA, 1508 nt
Organism: Acromyrmex echinatior (Panamanian leafcutter ant)
Lineage: Eukaryota; Metazoa; Arthropoda; Insecta; Hymenoptera; Formicidae
Source: RefSeq, a predicted model, not a curated record